AUGGGAAAGCAUAUGCCGCCGUCUGAAGAAGGGGAUGUCACAUUUGAAGAAAUCGACUAUAGUCUGAUGAUUGCACCACCACAAGAUGAAGCACUGAAUCCAGGGACAGAAUCAUUAUCCAUAAUAUCACCAAUUCCAUCGACAAAUAAUCUAUAUCGAAUAUGUUUACCACCAGAUACCAAUACUACUAAUCACAUUACCAACGAAUUAUUUCAAGUCACUAGUAAUCUACGAACAAAGCAACAACAACAACAACAACAAAAACCAGAAAAACUGCAAUGGUACCGAAACAGGUCAAUGUAUUAUAAUCAUGUAUGGAAACCACAGCACCAAAUUCAGCCUCAACAGCAAAUAAGAUUGCAAGAUGAGUUACUUUUCAACGAUAUACAAGAAAAUAAUUUUGAAAUGGAUGAUGUUAAUAGGACCAAAGUUUUUCAAAAACGACUCAAACGACCUAUUGAAGAGAUUAGUCCCGAGUUACGAGCUUACUUUUAUCCUAAUCAAAAAACAGGAAUAGACGGAACGGGAGGAGCCAGAGGAUUAGGAGGGCCAGACGAGGACAAAGAGAAUUCAGAUAGACAGCCGUACAAGAUUUCCAAAAAGAACUCAACUCAUCAAAGACUGAAAGGUAUACCAUUGAUUGAAACUAAUAAUAUGCUUAGACGGAGCAAAAGUAUGAGUGAGAUUUCUAACAAUACUUCAUUAUCAUCAACAUUAGCAGCAUCACAGUCAUUUACAAAAACGUUGCAAACUACUUCACCGCCCUUACAUGCCGCUAGUGCUCCAUCGUCACCAAAGAGGUUUUGCCAACCACGACAUCAAAGCUUGACCCCAUCCAAACCAAAUAUCCAUUACGAUGCGGCUAAGAUUUUUCUCAUAGAAUCGCUGACGGGAUUGGUUAAGGAUGCCACGAGUUUUGCCACAGAAUUGAAUGGACUGAGUUAUUGUGAGUUGCCUUAUCCCGAUAACGAAAAUGAGGUUAUUCAAAUACCCACAAAUAGUGAUCACGGGGAAAAGACAGCCAUAAUCCGAAUGUUUCGAACUAAGCUGAGGAAUGGGCUUCUGAAAAAGACAAGGACUACAAAUGAAAGAUUGGAGGGCAGCACCCGAGGGUAUGGGUUCUAUUCAGAAGCUGAGUUGCAGGCAUACAAGGAAAGAAAAGAGAAUCUUGCUGGACGCGAGGAAGAUGGGCAAGAGAAUGGGGUGCUGGUAUUGUCACAGUCGCCAGUAAAGAAGAUAGGUAGAAAAGGAGAAAAGAAAAAGCAUGUUCGGUGGGCAGCAAAAUUAGAAUGGUAG
Molecule: messenger RNA, 1296 nt
Organism: Lodderomyces elongisporus
Lineage: Eukaryota; Fungi; Ascomycota; Pichiomycetes; Serinales; Debaryomycetaceae
Exons: 3
Coding region: 1-1296 (431 amino acids)
Source: RefSeq, a predicted model, not a curated record